This is a messenger RNA of Brassicogethes aeneus, 3779 nucleotides long. The record is from the annotation of a GenBank genome assembly. Lineage: Eukaryota; Metazoa; Arthropoda; Insecta; Coleoptera; Nitidulidae.
AAAACAUAACCUCGCUUUUUAACCGAACAAAAAAAUCUUUAUUUUUCUUCUAUUAAGGUUGAUUUAACAAGUAAAUAAGUAAUGGAACCUCCACCUAUUUUACCGGACAUCGAGGAGGAUUUAAAAAAAUACAUAACAAGUCCCGAAAACCUACCAAUUCAUCAAUAUGAAAAAAAUCAAGAAUUUUGGCCUAGAAAUCCAAAUAUAGAGGAAUUAUUAUAUUUUGAAGGAUCUCCACUGAGUACAAACUUAAAGGUUCAAAGAGAUUUAAAUACUGGAAAGAUUACAGGGUUUAGAGAAGUUAGUAUCGACUCUGCAGGGGCUACGGCUAAAAACUCAAUGUCAUUUAAUAGAGCUCCUGCACCGCCUACUGAGGCAACUAGGGGAAAUGCUUCGUAUAUUCCUUUUUGGCCUGGGAGCUUUUCCCAACCUGAAAAUGAUGUUUUGAAGACAAAUCUUGAUUUUAACAUUGGAGAUUUAUUAACGGUACCACCUGGUUUUGAUAGAGGCUUAACAUUUGGCCCUGAUGGUUUUACUGUGGUUGAAAAUGGAACAUCCAGUGAAGUUAAAACUAUGUUGGAAGCAAAAAAUGUUAUUAAUUUACUGGAUUUAGUACAAGAAGAACAAGAUCUCUUAAAUGUUUGGGACAAUGUCAUUGAGAAAUCUGAAGAUUUGCAAAAAUCACAACACAAUUCUUCUGAAACCUCACCAGAAGAAGAAGACAUUCUACCUCAAAGUACUCCCGUGCUUAAUAUAAGUUCCCUACCUCCACCUCAUGCUCCUAAGGGCACUGAAUGGGCCAUUUUACUUGACAGCACACAACCAGUGAAAAACUUUAAAGAAAGGAUACCCGAAAUGGCAAUAAAGUAUGACUUUGAGUUGGAUACUUUUCAAAAAUUGGCCAUUUUACAAUUGGAACAACAUAACCAUGUUUUUGUGGCUGCACAUACGUCGGCUGGUAAAACUGUGGUAGCAGAAUAUGCUAUAGCACUAUCACAAAAACAUAUGACUCGGACUAUUUAUACAUCCCCUAUUAAAGCUUUGUCGAAUCAGAAGUACAGGGAUUUUAAGAAAAAAUUUGAGGAUGUUGGGCUUAUUACUGGAGAUUUUCAAAUAAAUCCGACUGCCUGUUGUUUGAUUAUGACCACUGAGAUUUUGAGGUCUAUGCUGUAUUGUGGCAGCGACAUUACUAGGGAUUUGGAGUAUGUUAUUUUUGAUGAGGUUCACUACAUCAACGACAGAGAGCGCGGUCACGUUUGGGAGCAAGUAUUAAUCCUACUGCCAGCGCACGUAUGCGUAGUGCUGCUCAGCGCAACCGUCCCCAACCCAAUCGAAUUCGCCGAUUGGCUGGGACGGACGCAUCAGCGAAAGGUGUACGUGGUUUGCACCUAUCAGAGGCCGGUGCCGUUGCAGCACUUCCUCUACACCGGCAGAGGGGGCUCCACCAGAGACAAUAGGUUCAUGAUUUUGGACAAUAACACUUGGGUCAAAGCAGGGUUUGUUAAGGCAAAAGCAACCCUGGACGCAGUCCAAAAACCAAACGCCCAUCAAUACAACCUAAACCCUCAAAUGGAAAAAACUUUGUGGUCAGGUCUCAUAGACCACCUAAGCAGAAAUAGACUUCUGCCUGUUAUAGUGUUCACGUUUUCUCGUCAAAAAUGCGAUAUAAACGCUACCAACCUUUCGAAAUUGGAUCUAACCGAUAAAUCUGAAAAGGCUCAAAUAAUGAUGUUCUUUAAUAAGUCGGUAAAAUGUUUAAAGGAACCCGAUAGAGAAAUACCACAGAUUUUAAAGAUGAAGGAUAUUUUGCUUAGGGGUAUCGGCGUGCACCAUAGCGGGAUUUUGCCUAUUAUCAAGGAGAUUGUUGAGAUGUUGUUCCAAAAUGGACUGAUAAAACUUCUAUUUGCGACCGAAACGUUCGCGAUGGGCGUGAACAUGCCGGCACGCACUGUGGUGUUCGAUUCAGUGCGCAAGCACGACGGCAAAGAGCUGCGCGACCUUGAACCGGCCGAGUAUAUCCAGAUGGCGGGCAGAGCGGGCCGAAGAGGACUGGACAAGGAGGGUACCGUUCUCCUGCUCGCCAAAACUUCCGUUCCCAACGAGGACGGUUUGAAGAGAAUGAUGCAAGGCAAACCCAACUCUUUGGUCAGCAAGUUUAGAAUAACCUAUGGAAUGGUUUUAAGUCUUCUCAGAGUAGAAUCCUUGAGUGUGGAAGGAAUGAUGUCAAGAAGUUUCAGAGAAGCUGACCACCAGAAAAAAAUGGUCGACAUCAAAAAGGAACUUGAAGAAGUGGAAAAUCAGUUAAAUGAUCUUUCAAGACAGCAGUUAAGUAACUAUUUGCAACCUUUAGUUCAAUUUUACGACAGUGCGAGUAACUACUUAAGGGAAAGACAGGAAGUAAUAUCUUGGGUUCUAUCUGACAUAAAACUACAAAAAACAAUGGUACCAGGCAGGGUUCUUUUAAUAACAUACAAAAAUUAUAAAAACAAACUUGCCCUACUCCUUAGUUUAGUGCGUUCUAAAACUUUAUUAUACAAAGUAUUGAUUUUGACUGAUCAAAAUCCGGCCAAAGAGGAAAGUGAUAAACCUGAUCUGUGGUUCCAAAUGCUUGGAUUAGCGGAAGAUUCAGUUUUCUUGCCAUUAACAGCACCUAACCAUGAGGUGUUGACUGUAUCUCCAAUUGAUAUAUUUGAGAUAACAGGAAAAAUAAUUAAAGUUGAUACAGAUUUAGUCCUUAAAGAUUGGGAAAAACGUCAAAUGGACCGGUUCAAAUUUGAUCCACCAGGCCAAACCUGCGUAAAAGCAGUACAAGAACUGCAAAAGCUUUCAAUGGCAGCCAACGAAAGACAAAGAGCCGUCAACAAUUUGGAAUACUUGCAUUUCAUUAACGACCUAAAAGUGAACAAGCAAGAAAUAUACGAAAAUCUACAAAUGAUGUACCACAUGAAAACCGCCAUGGUGGAUCAUAUUCACACCACUCAAAUUCCGAAUUUCGAGCAACAAUUCGUCUCGGUUUUUACUCGAAAGUUUUUGGAGGAAAAGAAAAAAGACAUGGAGUUUAAUUUAUCCAACGCCAGUUUGAUUCUUUAUCCUGACUACGAAAAAAGAAUAGAAUUACUCAGGAUUUUCAACUAUGUUGAUAACCAAAACAGAGUGCAAUUGAAGGGUAGGGUUGCUUGUGAGAUGGGUAUGAACGAAUUGCUGAUUACCGAAUUGGUGCUGAGAAAUAUUUUAACAAGGCUUAAGCCAGCUGAAGUUGCUGCUCUUUUAUCUGCCUUAGUUUUUAGAGUAAAACUGAGACACGACGGGUAUGAGUAUGAAGAGAAGGACCUCACUGAGGAUCUAAGACAUGGAAUCCAAGAAGUUAAAAAAGUCCAUGAAGAAAUAGGAGCUCUUGAAAAUAACUUAAAAAUAUCAACAGAAGAAUUUCAAGUAGACCUUAACUUCGGAUUAGUCUUUGUUGUCUAUGAAUGGGCAAAUUCAAAGCCAUUUGCUGAGAUCAUGAACCUAACUGAAAUUCAAGAAGGUAUAAUAGUGAGAUGUAUCCAACAACUUAACGAAACAAUUUGUGACGUCAGAGAUGCGGCAAGAAUUAUCGGAGACCCAGAAUUACAAAGUAAAAUGGAAGAAGCCUCCACUGCCAUUAAAAGGGAUAUUGUGUUUGCUGCAAGUCUUUACACAAGAAACGAAGACAGACCUAAAAGUGAUAAACAUUAGCUUUAUAUAUUUUUAAAUUUUAAUAAAUAAAUAUUUAACUUUUUAAAGUUUUAAGUUUUUUU